CUUGGUGAUAAGACUUCUUGAUUUUGGUAAAUACAGGUGAAGCCUUCUUUUGUUUUUUCUGAUGGUGGUGAUGACUAAUGAAAGUAUUGUGCCAGAGGAAUUGAUGAAAUUGCUUCUAAAUUUAGCUACAAAAUGGGGGGAUGUAUUGGAUCUAAAGACAUUGAAAGUUCACCGUUUGAGUGGUUCCCUGACUAAUGAGGUUUAUCGGAUAAGUUGGCCUACCAAGAACAACGAAAAUGCGUCGAGCACAGUCUUGGUUCGCAUGUAUGGUGAAGGAGUAGAGCGUUUCUUCAAUAGGGAUGAGGAGAUUAGAACUUUUGAGUGCUUGUCAAAGAAAGGUCAAGGACCUAAACUUCUUGGUCAGUUUCCAAAUGGUAGAGUUGAGGAGUUCAUUCAUUCAAGGACAUUAUCUGCUGAGGAUCUUCGUGAUCCGGAGAUCUCUGCUUCAAUAGCUGCUAAACUGAGGGAGUUUCACAACCUUGACAUGCCUGGUUUAAAGAAUGUCAUUCUUUGGGAUAGUAGCGACGACCUCACUGCCAUUUUUAGAAAAAUGGAAGAGAUAGAGAACGAGAACAAAGCACUCCGCGACCAAAUGAGGGAGCAUCAAGAAAGGGUAGAUAAGAUACUGGGCUCCCCAAGACUCCUACAAAAACGGGACGGCGGCCGAUCUGACAUGACAGGCAAUGGAGAAGAAAAGAGAAAGGCGAUAGCCGAUCUCACUGCCAAUCUCCUAAACACUAUCGACGAAGCUCACGGAGAGGAUGAGGAAAAUGUGACACCAAGCGCCUCACCAGGCGAAGUGAUUCACCCCCUCCUCAUGGCAGCGUUACCGCUUCUCAUGGAAAGGGAGCCUCUACGUCCACCACGGAAGAAGCACCACCAGUGCCAAAAAAGCUACUAG
This is a messenger RNA of Nicotiana attenuata, 901 nucleotides long. RefSeq names its product probable choline kinase 1. The record is from RefSeq and is a predicted model, not a curated record. Gene Ontology annotation, cellular component: cytoplasm. Gene Ontology annotation, biological process: phosphatidylethanolamine biosynthetic process; phosphatidylcholine biosynthetic process. Bases 62 to 901 code for a protein of 279 amino acids. NCBI's taxonomy places the organism in Eukaryota, Viridiplantae, Streptophyta, Magnoliopsida, Solanales, Solanaceae. Gene Ontology annotation, molecular function: choline kinase activity; ethanolamine kinase activity. The transcript has 4 exons.